CGCCCCGCCGCCGCGGCCGGCAGGUCCGUUUCCCGAGUCCGUCAGGCCCUGUGGCAGGUGCUGUGCUAGACACGGCUCUGAGGGGGGCCCGACCCGGAGGAGGCAGAUAGGGAAGCUGGAACGCAGGCCGGUUGCAGAAAAGUGUGACAAGGAGUCAGGCAAGCCUUCCGUCGCAAGUGCUAGAAUUUACACCGUGUCAGCUCGUUAGCUGGACGGCAGGGCAGACUUUCCCGGAGCUGGACGGCCAGGCGUGUCAGCGAGGAGGUCCCGGUGGCUCCCUGUUUGAAUAACGCUUUCCCUCGUUUUGGAGUCCCCAGGUUUCGAUUAGCAGACGGCUCUUCCCACUGUGAGUCGUCGCUUGGAGCCGUGAACUCUGCUCGCGUCUCCCUGCCCGGUCGGCUUCAGAGCCAUGGCAACGGAGGAGAAGAAGCCAGAGACGGAGGCUGCCCGAGCACAGCCCACCCCUUCCUCCUCAGCCACGCAGAGCAAGCCUACUCCUGUUAAACCCAACUAUGCUCUGAAAUUCACCCUGGCUGGCCACACGAAAGCCGUGUCCUCCGUGAAAUUCAGCCCGAAUGGCGAGUGGCUGGCGAGUUCGUCUGCUGAUAAGCUCAUUAAAAUUUGGGGAGCAUACGAUGGAAAGUUUGAGAAAACCAUAUCUGGCCACAAGCUGGGAAUAUCCGAUGUGGCCUGGUCGUCAGAUUCUAAUCUCCUUGUUUCUGCCUCCGAUGAUAAAACCCUGAAGAUAUGGGACGUGAGCUCGGGAAAGUGUCUGAAAACCCUGAAGGGGCACAGUAACUACGUCUUUUGCUGUAACUUCAACCCCCAGUCCAACCUCAUCGUCUCGGGUUCUUUUGACGAAAGCGUGAGGAUAUGGGACGUGAAAACCGGAAAGUGCCUCAAGACCCUGCCUGCACACUCAGACCCUGUCUCAGCUGUCCAUUUUAAUCGGGAUGGAUCCCUGAUAGUGUCAAGUAGCUACGACGGGCUCUGCCGCAUCUGGGACACCGCCUCGGGCCAGUGCCUGAAGACCCUGAUCGAUGACGACAACCCUCCCGUGUCUUUUGUGAAGUUCUCACCAAACGGCAAGUACAUCCUGGCCGCGACCUUGGACAACACCUUGAAGCUCUGGGACUACAGCAAAGGAAAGACUCGGGACUUAGCAGAUCGCGAAUCUGCAAGUUACAGCUUCGGCCGCGUGACUUUGCGCGGUAUCUCUGGAGUGCUUUUCAGAGCUAAGGUUAGUCGGCCGCGAGACGCCUGCACUGCAAACGCGAGAAUUGUCCAGAGUGCAGGGACUCCGGGACGUGUUGAACAUAUGGUUCUCUUGCCUUCUCAGUGCCUGAAGACCUACACCGGCCACAAGAACGAGAAGUACUGCAUUUUUGCAAAUUUCUCCGUGACUGGCGGGAAGUGGAUCGUGUCUGGUUCCGAGGACAACCUCGUGUACAUCUGGAAUCUGCAGACCAAGGAGAUCGUGCAGAAGCUGCAGGGCCACACAGACGUCGUCAUCUCCACGGCCUGCCACCCGACGGAGAACAUCAUCGCCUCGGCCGCGCUGGAGAACGACAAGACCAUUAAGCUCUGGAAGAGUGACUGCUAGGCGCCGCGGGGGCUGCCGGGAAGGCGGCCGGCCGGGAGCAGCGCGGCGUCUGCGGGGGCUCCUCCAUCUGGGCCGGGGCGGAGCCGCCGCCGGGGACGACUUGGCAGAGGGCGUGUUUAGCACCAGAAGGUUCUACAAGUUGCUGGUGACAUUUCUUGUCGAUCCCUCUCACUGGGGAAGUUUCUAGUCUGUAUUGUGUUCAAACAGAGUCCACGCAAAUUUUUAAUUUUUUAUUACAGAAAGGUGAAGUUCAAUUUAUCAUGAGUUGUGUUUUUUACCAGUAAAUGUUCUGUACCUUCUUCGGUAUCUUAUUACCCGGUGCAAGCGCCGCAAGCCGCCGCCGUGGCCUGUCCCGCCGGCCCCCGCGGCCCCCACCCCCCCCAGUCUGUCCAGUAGCUGCUCUGGCGACGCAGUCCGCGGUUCCUGCUGCAGCCGUGCCCGGGGUGUUCAGUCCUUACGGAAAACACCGACCACUGUAAGGUUCUCCGUGUACAACCCUCUGUACGUGGGAGUUGGUGGUCCCCGCGCGGACGGCGUGGCCUUGCACUAGUAGCUCCCUGUGUCCCCCGUGUUGCCCACGUGCACCACCACGAGCUGUAAUAAAAGGUAGGAGUCUGUA
Messenger RNA from Hyaena hyaena (striped hyena), 2222 nucleotides. It is a transcript of the gene WDR5, whose product is annotated as WD repeat domain 5. The coding region runs from base 410 to 1603 and encodes 397 amino acids. Gene Ontology annotation, cellular component: Set1C/COMPASS complex. The record is from RefSeq and is a predicted model, not a curated record. Gene Ontology annotation, molecular function: histone binding. NCBI's taxonomy places the organism in Eukaryota, Metazoa, Chordata, Mammalia, Carnivora, Hyaenidae. The transcript has 16 exons.